This is a messenger RNA of Rotaria sp. Silwood2, 1530 nucleotides long. The record is from the annotation of a GenBank genome assembly. Lineage: Eukaryota; Metazoa; Rotifera; Eurotatoria; Philodinida; Philodinidae.
AUGGACGGUAAUACACAUAAUCCAACAAGAGAACUCGUACGAUUCAUAUUGAAUAUUACUCAUGAAAAGCGACAUGCUGCUAGUAUACAAUCAAUAUGUCACUAUGCUUAUUGUAUAUUUCCAAUCAACGACAAUGAUGAUGAAAAGAGUGAAUGUCGUGUUACACCAGCAACAUCAACAACUAAUGGAGCUGAAGAAGAAAAUUCCAGUUCUAUUAUAUUCAUUGCAACACAUAUUCGUUUAUAUAUUUAUCCAUUAUUUAUUUUAAUGGGUAUUUUUGGUAAUAAAUUAUCAUGUUUUAUUAUGUUUAUUAAUGCUCGUCGUAGUGGUUAUCCAGCUAGUCUUUAUUUAACAUUACUAGCAUUAGUUGAUUGUUUAUUUUUAUUAAUUAGUGCACUACCUGAGUGGAUAUCACAAAUAAAUAAUAAAUUAGAUAUAAGAAUGUUAUCAGAUUUUUCAUGUCGUUUGGUUUAUUUCUUUGGAAAUUUUACUACACAUUUAUCAGCUGGUCUUGUUGUUGGUGUUACUGUUGAACGCUUUAUUGCUGUACAAUAUCCACUAAUUGCACAUAAAAUUAAUACUGUUACACAUACACGUAUAGUAUUAAUUAUUUUAAUAAUAUUUUUCUUUUUACUCGAUAGUCCAAUAUUCACAUUUGUUAAACAUAAAAAUGACAGUGUUCACGUUGUAUUAGCAUGUAAGAAUGACACAUCUAUUAAUUAUGAAAGACGUGAUAUGAUUCGAUGUGAUGUCACAGGUAAACGUUAUGAUCAAAAAUGGGUUUAUAUUGAUUUUGCAUUUUAUAAUUUAAUACCAUUUUUGAUAAUUGUUACACUUAAUUCAUUAAUUAUUCGUCGUUUAAUUGAUGCACAACGUUUUCGACAACGUAUGUUUCGAUUUAGUAAUUAUACAUUAAGACAAAAUCAACAAGAUACAAAACAUCGACAUUGUUCUGAAAGUCAUCAAACAAUUGAGAUGAAUAGAAAACAACAUCGUCAUUUACGGCGUUUUCAAUCUGUUUCCGAAACAAAACCAUUAGUUAUUCUGUUACAUCCACAAUUGAGUCAAUCGGAAGAACGUCGUUUACGUUCUAGUACUAAACUCUCAAGUACAUCAACUGAAUUAUCAACAAUAUCAUAUGAAAUGAAAAAUCGUUCACGUCGUCAAUAUGAAAUCACAUCAAUACGUCAUAAAUCAAUAAAUACAUCAAGUUCAAAUCAUACACGUUUAACAAUAUUAUUAUUAGUUGUUUCAUGUUCAUUUUUAGUUUUAACAUUACCAGUUGUUGUUUUUAAUUUAAUUAUGUCAACUAAAUUACAAACAAGAUCACCAAUACUUCAAAGUAAUUAUAUAAAUUCAAUAACACCUGACAAAACUGAUUCUAUUACUGUUCUUCUUCAUACACUUGCACGUUUAUUAAUGAUUAUAAAUCAUUCAAUAAAUUUUAUUCUUUAUUUUGUUCUUGGUAAACGUUUUCGUCGGGAUUUAAAACAAUUAUUUGUUGGUUAUUGGAGAAGAUUAUAUCGAUAA